Molecule: messenger RNA, 3394 nt
Organism: Grus americana (Whooping crane)
Lineage: Eukaryota; Metazoa; Chordata; Aves; Gruiformes; Gruidae
Gene: ANKRD34B
Product: ankyrin repeat domain 34B
Exons: 1
Coding region: 872-2422 (516 amino acids)
Molecular function (GO): protein binding
Source: RefSeq, a predicted model, not a curated record
AUCAAACAUUUGUUUUGUUCUAGAGCUGAUACUUUCUGCCCAGGUACUGGACUCCUUUCAGCCCACUCAUCCCCAAGAGGAGUGGGGCAGGCUGUAUAUCACUUUGCUUAUGCAUUUUACUCAGACUAGAAUGUUUUCAAAGCAGCAUAGAGAAGGUAGUGUACUUCCACAAAUGUAAUUACUUUUACAAAAGACAUUAACAUUUAUGUUCCAGCCAUUUAACAGUUUCUUCUUAGAUAAAAAAUAUUUUAUUAUGCUUGCUUUUCAUGUUUAUUAGGACCCAUGAAUUUUUUCUCAUUAAUUUCUAGACAUUUAGCAUUGUCGUUUUAUGAGGAAGAAUAAGUGAACGUGACACAGUGUCUCGCAUCACUGAAAAAAAUGCUGCAGGAUUUGUUCAGUUCUUGUUUCUUGCACUGAUGCAAAUCAGAAGUGGUACAACUGUAACACAGCCACUUGGAUGUUGUCAGUAUAAAUCCAUUAAAGUGUAGAGAAUUAAACUUUUUUUUUGCAGCUUAUUUGGCAGAGUGCGACAAAAGGGAGAGCAGUCCAGAAAAAUAAAAAAAAAAAGUAAAAAAAAAAGUGACAGCCAUACUUUAAGCAUUUAUAAAUGAUAUAAUUAUACCCAGAUAUUAUUUUAAAUUUGUCAUGCAUUUCUUGAAGUCUAGGAGGUGGGAAUUACUUUUUCUUUCUUCUUUUUCCCCCUCCCCUUCUCUUCAUACUCUUUUCACAAAGUACUGGAGUAUUUACUGGAGCAAUUCAUUCAGUUAAAUCCUCUUUUUUCUCUUUCUUUUCGGGAUGUGGAGCUCUUUGCUGUCUCUGAAAACCACUUGUUCUUUCCAGCCGCUAGGAAGGUGUGAGUGAGACAAGUGCAAUGACCGAAACACCGGAAGGGAUUUCCCUGAUAAAAGCGGUCUACCAAUGCCGCCUUCGUCUCACUAGACUGUUGGUAGAGGGUGGUGCCUACAUCAACGAGAGCAAUGACAGAGGUGAAACCCCUUUAAUGGUUGCUUGUAGGACAAAACAUGCGGACGCCCAGAGUGUCAGCAAGGAAAAAAUAGUUAAAUACCUACUGGAAAACAAAGCUGAUCCGAAUAUACAGGACAAAUCUGGAAAGACAGCCUUGAUGCACGCUUGUAUGGAAAAAGCAGGCCCUGAAGUGGUAUCUCUGCUACUGAGCAAGGGAGCUGACCCAAGCCUGCAAGAUCACUCCAAUUGCUCUGCGCUUGUGUAUGCAAUAAACUCUGAAGACAGAGAGACCCUGGAAGUUCUUCUUAAUGCCUGCAGGGAGCAAGGAAAAGAAGUCAUCAUCAUCACAGUACACAAGUCCCUGUCGGGGAGGCUGAAAACAAAGCAGUACUUAAACAUGCCUCCUGAAGACUUCGAGGAAUGCUGUUCUCCAAUUGCUUGCACUUCCCCAUCGGAAAUAGAAUUGAAAACAUCUCUAUCCCCAGAUGCAAGUCCAAAUGAAACUAAAAAAGCAUUCUUCAGCUUUAAAGAGCUGGAUCCUCCUAGAUCCAGAAGGGUGGACAACUCAUCUCAAACAGUUUCACCGAUGAGAAAAUCCAGCUCAAGAAAAGUAGGGUCUCAGAUGGCACGAGUGCAGUGGCUACACUCUGAGCCUUGGAUAAAAAGCUCUCUGUCAAUGUUUCACCAGGAUAAAAUUGCCUCUUUACAAGAACUUCAGGCUGUUACUCCAGAAGAAGAAGAGGUUUCUUUUAAUAUCAGUGGCCUUGGCUCAUCAAACAGAUUCAUCACUAGGCACCAAAGUAUUGACAUAAAAGACACUCCUCAUUUAUUGAAAACCCUUGAUCAAACUGGAUCAAGUAAAUUAUCAGAUGAUGAGAUAAACUCCCAGACUCCUUAUGCUGAAGAGGAAUAUAACCCCAGUGGGAUUCCUGAGGGUAAGGAUGCCAUUUCGGGACAAAUCAGCUUUGUUUCAAACAUCAGAAGUAUUAUCCAGAAGACAAAUUUAGGAGCAAAUCACUGCAGCUCUGAUUCUCAGUUAACUACCAGUCUAAGUCCUGCUGCUGCAGAAGACAAUAAGUCAAUGAUAGGAAAGAAAAAGAUUCUUUCUCCAUCUCACUCUUUGUUACCAAGUUCUAGAGAAGAAGUGGAAAGCAUGCCUCUUGUUACUCUGAGCAGGAGAAAUCAAUCUUUGUUAGAAAGAUGGGAUUCAGGAGCCUUGUUGUUGGAUCAAGCUGCUCAGACAAGACCAGGUUUUCUUCCACCACUGAAUGUGAAUCCUUACCCCCCAAUUACAGAUACUGCUUUCAUGAACAGGGCUUCUGGGAUGAUUUCUUGUGGACACAAACACUUGGUACCAGCAGCACCUGCCUUCCCUAGGGAGACCGAAAAUAAGAAAACCUUACUAAGGAGGCAGUCAUUACAGAGUGAGCAGAUUAAGCAAUUAAUGAAUUUUUAACAGGGGAUUAAAAGGUAAAAAACCUGUUACAAUAUGUACAUAUUCACUGCACUACCUGAUUGUAAUUAUACAUACCACAAAAGAUAGCAGUUCUGUAAUGUAAGGCACUCUGCCUUGGAAUGAGUUAAAUAGCUUAGAGAGUACAUGAAAAGAUAUAGUGAACUAAUGAUGCUACUUUCUGCAAACUGAGGAAUAUGUGGUAUAUUGUUUUCAUAAUGUUUUCAAAUUCAUGUUGCAGAGCUGCGUUGCAUGCAUAGCUCUGCCCAGGGAAUUCCAGCUAAAGACUGUGAGCUUUCUUUAGCCGCCUGGCUGCCCACUGGAAGUCGGUGUGAUGCACAGAGCGCUGGAGAGCUCAAGUUCAGCACACGAUGCCUAGGAGCCAAGUCAAGAAGCCAGCACAGCGAGCAAGAAGUCCUGAAUAAUCUCAUGUAAAAUGACCAAACUCUGCUCUCAUUGACAAUUAGGCAUGUCAAUCAACUUGGGCUUCUCAGGCUAUUGGAUUGCUGGAAUCUGCUCAUUUAAAAAGAGGAAGAGUGGGGGGAGGCAGGGGCUGUAUCUGAACUAGGGUCCGUUACUUUAUGUAGUUCCAAACUCCCAAAAACCUGGAUGUUUCUGCUCAGUCACAAGCCUGGGUUUCUUUUCAAGAUAGGAUACAUCCAAAUGUUGUCUUGAUCAGCAAGGACACACGUGCUUGGGAACAAGGAAGAGCUCUGUGCUCCUGCUCAGACUGGUGGGCUGACCCAGGCUGGAGGCCGGGUGCCCCCAAAGCUGCUCUGUCACUGCCCUCCUCAGCUGGGCAGGGGGGAGAAAAUAUCAUGAGAGGCUGGUGGGUUGAGAUAAGGGCAGGGAGAGAUCACUCACCAGUUACCGUCACGGGAAAAACAGACUCCACUCAGGAAAAAAAAAAAAAAAUCUAAUUUAUCACCGAGCAAAUCAGAGCAGAGCGAUGAGAAAUACAGCCAAAGCUUAAAC